AUGGCGUUUAUUAAAGAGGAGAGUGAAGACCUGAAGAUUGAAGUAACAUUCACAGUCAAACCGGAAGAUCCGCAGGAACAAACAGAGCUGAUGGCGCUGAAAGAAGAGACUCCAGAGAUGAAUGAAAUGGAGGAGGAAGAUCAGAUUGAGGAACAUCAAGAUUUAACGACUGAUGAAAAAUCAUCUUGUAAAAGAUCUCCGAAAACCAAAUCUAAUAGGGAUUUCAUUUGCAGUCAGUGCGGAAAAGGUUUUAAUCAUCAACCAAACCUUUAUGUUCACAUGAGAAUUCACACUGGAGUGAAGCCUUACUCGUGUGGUCAGUGUGGAAAGAGUUUCAGUCAGAACGAAAAACUCAAAGUCCACAUGAGAGUUCACACCAAGGAGAGGCCUUACACGUGUCCUCAGUGUGGGAAGAGUUACACUCAAAAGGAAAACCUUAAUGUACAUAUUAGAGUUCACACUGGAGAGAAACCAUUUCCUUGCCAACAUUGUGGAAAGAGAUUCAGUCGAUCACAUGCUCUUAAAGAGCAUGUUACAAUUCACACUGGAGAAAAGCCGUAUGCCUGCACUGUGUGUAGGAAGACUUUCUAUCAAAAACAGAAACUUGAAAUGCACAUGACUGUUCACACCGGAGAGAAGCUUUUCCCUUACAUCUGCACAGAGUGCGAUAAAACCUUCGCAAGUAAAAGCAAUCUUAAUCAGCACAUGAUCACUCACACCGGAGAGAAGCCUUUCUCAUGUGAUGAGUGUGGAAAGAGUUUCGGUCAAAAUUCUAAACUUAAAACCCACAAGAGAGUUCACACCAAAGAGAAACCUUACUCAUGCGAUCAGUGUGGAAAGAGUUUCAGUCAGAAUGAAAAACUCAAAGUCCACAUGAGAGUUCACACCAAGGAGAGGCCUUACACGUGUCCUCAGUGUGGAAAGAGUUUCACUCAAAAGGAAAACCUUAAAGUACACAUCAGAGUUCACACUGGAGAGAAACCAUUUCCUUGCCAACAUUGUGGAAAGAGAUUCAGUCAAUCACAUGCUCUUAAAGAGCAUGUUACAAUUCACACUGGAGAAAAGCCGCAUGCCUGCACUGUGUGUAGGAAGACUUUCUAUCAAAAACAGAAACUUGAAAUGCACAUGACUGUUCACACCGGAGAGAAGCUUUUCGUCUGCCAACAGUGUGGAAAGAGAUUUGGUCAAAGGCAAAACCUCAAAGUCCACAUGAGCAUUCACACCGGAGAGAAGUCUUAUGCCUGCCCUCAGUGCGGAAAGAGUUUCUGUCGAAAAGCAGUGCUUGAAGACCACAUCAGAAUUCACACAGGAGAGAAACCGUUCUCUUGUGUUCACUGUGGGAAGAGUUUCACUCAAAGACCAAACCUCAGAGUCCACACUAGAGUUCACACCGGAGAGAAACCGUUCAUAUGCCAACAGUGCGGAAAAUGUUUCGCUUAUAAAUCAGUCUUCAGGACGCACGAGAGUUCACACUGGGCGGAAAGCCUCACAUCUGUUAACACUGUGGAAAUCGUUUCAGUCAAUUACAAAACUUGAGCGUUCACAUUGGAGAGAAGCUUUACACUUCAAUCAUUUGAAUGGUGGUCUUGUUUACGUUUUAAUCUAAUAACAAUUUUAUUUUGACUAGAAGGUUGUAGGCUACAAACAGUGGUUCCCCAACCUUUUUAUCACCACUCACCGGUCAACGAUUGUCAAUUUGACCACAGACCGGGGGCUGCAAGGUGACCAUCAACCAUUUUCUCAGAAGUUCACAAGCUGACAAAACAUUGCUGCAACUCUGAUACAAGUUUUAUUUAUGAAGAAAAUAAAUAAUCCCAGCAGUGUUUAUCUGAGAUGAUUAGUCUACUGAAAUGUGUAUAUUCCAUACAAAGUAUGAAGCCGAUCGGUCAGUUCUUGUCAUGUGACUCGUAGUGCGCUUGUGGCAUUCUGAAGAUGUUUUCAAGUGGAAGUGCCUGGAAGGGUGCGUCAGUUCUAAUAUGCGCGUAACAGGAGCAAUGCUAGCCUAAGUGGUGCUCUAGGCAAACGACGACCAUGCUGCCCUCACGGUGCCCUUGCCACCCUCACGGAAGUGAAAACCAGGGGCGGGAGGGAUUUGGAUGGGUGACUGUCGCUGACAAAAGUGAGGAGCAAGAGAGGGUAGGUGGGUUGUCAUGGACGAAAGUAAAACAGCAGGACGGGGGUGGAGUAGGGCUGUCACGGACCAAGGUGAAGAGUGGGGGUGGUGAGAGAUUGGUGCUUUCACGGCCAAAAGUGAGUGGCCAUGCCGCCCCUAACAAGAUGCCACCCUGGUCGAUUGCCCAUGCGCCAAGCCACGCGCCUCAAUUUGAAAUAACGGACUUGCACAAGGAAAGAAGCAAUUUGUGAAUGGCCGCCAUCAUUUGCGAUCUCCAGCAGUUGAUCUUCUUGCACAGACAUGCUGGAUUCACCUGAUUUGUUGCAGAUCCACUCCAUGGCAGUUCGUGGGUCCUUCACUGGGCCUUUUCCUCUUCGCAAAGAAACUUUCCAAAGACGUCUUGUUUCUUAUUCAUUUUGCUGCUUGUGGGUUAAAUUUUGGUGCUUAAGUGACCGAAAUGUAACCAAGAGGAUACGGUCAUUUUUCAAAAUAAAAGAUUUUUCAAAAUAAAAGAUCAUUCAGACUCAGAUAAUAUAUAAAACGGAAGUAAUUAAUGAUUUCUUGUGUGCCCCGGUACCAACUGAUCCACGGACCUGUACCGGUUCGUGGCCCGAGGGUUGGGGACCACUAGAUUUUUUUGUUUACUGUUUUAUUAAUAAUUUCACAUAUCCAUUUUAUACAUAUAUAACGUAAUAGACUUGUUUUCUAAUUCUAUAUUACUGUGCUGAAU
Messenger RNA from Danio aesculapii, 2843 nucleotides. RefSeq names its product gastrula zinc finger protein XlCGF57.1. NCBI's taxonomy places the organism in Eukaryota, Metazoa, Chordata, Actinopteri, Cypriniformes, Danionidae. The coding region runs from base 1 to 1536 and encodes 511 amino acids. The transcript is spliced from 4 exons. The record is from RefSeq and is a predicted model, not a curated record.